AUGGGGGACAAGGCCCCAGAGGGACUGCACUACGUGGGGGAACUGGAGGAUCUGAUCUCUGCCAAACGGACAGUGGUGACUGUGGAAGGACGGGACAUUCUCAUCAUCCACCAUCAGGGGGAGUUCUACGCCAUCGACACCUACUGCUACCAUGCCGGGUCGUCAUUGCAGAACGGAGACAUUGAGGAGCUGGACCGUAAGCUGUGCAUCAUUUGUCCCAAACACAAGUUUCGGAUUGGUCUCCGGGAGGGGGAGGGGCUGUACCGGGGGCGGGACCGGAGCUGGCACUCCAAAGGGGUGAAGCAGCGCGUGCACAAGCUGCACCUCCAUCAGGGGGCGGUCUACCUACACCUGUCAACCGCGGCCUGGACAGAGUCUGACUACUACCAGGGAGAUAAAGGCAGGGCUGCUCGGGAAAGGCUGGAGAGGGAGGGAGGGGCUGAAGAGGCAGGGGCGGAGGAGGGAAGGAGUGACUGA
Knipowitschia caucasica is the source of this 477-nucleotide messenger RNA. Lineage: Eukaryota; Metazoa; Chordata; Actinopteri; Gobiiformes; Gobiidae. The record is from the annotation of a GenBank genome assembly.